Ricinus communis (castor bean) is the source of this 2222-nucleotide messenger RNA. Its product is annotated as ethylene-responsive transcription factor RAP2-7. Gene Ontology annotation, molecular function: DNA-binding transcription factor activity; DNA binding. The record is from RefSeq and is a predicted model, not a curated record. Gene Ontology annotation, biological process: regulation of DNA-templated transcription. Lineage: Eukaryota; Viridiplantae; Streptophyta; Magnoliopsida; Malpighiales; Euphorbiaceae. The transcript has 10 exons. Bases 568 to 2070 code for a protein of 500 amino acids.
UCUUCUCCUUCUCUUAAAAAUCACCACCCUCUCUGGAAAUGUUCCUUCACACUUCCUAUCUCUCUCUUCUCUUCAAUGGAAUCAUUCAUCUUGUCGGCGAUUAUCUCAACUCCGUCGCUGAUUAUUUUCACUAAUGCAACUCAAUCUUUUUCAAACGUCGUGGUUUUAAUUUCCUUCUCUUUUUGUAGAAAAUAAGCUAACUAAACACUAUCCUCCGGUGACCGGAAAUUUUUACCGCUCGGUGAUUCUGUGUUGAGAGCAUUAGCUUCUUCUGCUUCACUCUCCAAACUUCUCUCUCUCUCUCUCUCUCUCUCUCUCUCUCUCUUCCUUUUCCCUUUAAAUCUUAGUAUUUGCUCUUUUAGUUUUACAUGCUUUCUUUUAUUAUUGUUUUUAAGUUCUUAAUCUCUGUUUCAUUUGAUAACCUACGAUCUGAUUGUUGAAAAUACGUAAAUCGACAAUUAAUUGUUUUGUUACUGUUAGCUAUUUUAGCUAAUUUAGCUUUAAACAAAAGAAUUUGGAAGCUAAAUUAGCAAGGAAAGAAAAAUUCGUAACACAAAUAAAGAAAGAAUGUUGGAUCUUAAUCUGAAUGUGGAGUCGUCCGAGUCGACUCAGAACGUAGACUCAGUGACUUUAAUGGAGAAGUAUCAGUAUCAAUAUCAGUAUCAGUAUCAGCACCAGCAAUAUAAUUACACAGAAGGAUCGGGCACUACUUCAAAUUCAUCAAUCGCUAAUGCAGAUGCUUCUAGUAAUGAUGAAUCGUGCUCUACACGCGCCUAUACCGGCGGUGAUACUAUUUCAACCACUACUGAUAGUAAUAAUAAGAACAAGAUAUACACUUUCAAUUUUGAUAUAUUGAAAGUCGGAAAUGAGGAGAAUGAAAAUGGCGCCGUUAUUGGGACGAAGGAGUUAUUUCCAGUUGAAAAUGGGCAUGGGAUAGAUCUUUCAUUUGAGAGACAGCAGCAGCAACAGGAGAUAAUUGGCGUUGGUGGAGAGGUGCGGGUGAUGCAACAACCGUUACAGCAGGUUAAGAAGAGCAGGAGAGGACCUAGGUCUAGAAGCUCUCAAUAUAGAGGAGUUACCUUCUAUAGGAGAACUGGUCGUUGGGAAUCUCAUAUCUGGGAUUGUGGGAAACAAGUCUAUUUGGGUGGAUUUGACACUGCUCAUGCUGCAGCAAGAGCCUAUGAUCGAGCUGCUAUCAAGUUUAGGGGCAUUGAUGCUGACAUCAAUUUUAAUCUCGGCGACUAUGAUGAGGAUCUAAAACAGAUGAAGAAUUUGACCAAGGAAGAAUUCGUGCACAUACUCCGUCGCCACAGCACUGGUUUCUCAAGGGGGAGUUCAAAAUAUCGAGGGGUGACACUGCAUAAAUGUGGCCGAUGGGAAGCAAGAAUGGGGCAAUUCCUUGGCAAAAAGUAUAUUUAUCUUGGGCUGUUCGACAGUGAAGUAGAAGCUGCAAGGGCUUAUGACAAGGCAGCUAUUAAAUGUAAUGGAAGGGAAGCAGUGACCAACUUUGAGCCAAGUACGUAUGAAGGGGAAAUGAUUUCUAAGGCCAGUAGUGAAGGUAGUGAACAUAAUCUUGAUCUGAACUUGGGGAUAUCACCUUCUUUUGGCAAUUGUCUCAAAGAAAAUGAGGGGCAUCAACAGUUGCACUCGGGCCCUUAUGAUGUGUACAGCAAGAGUUCAAGGGAGAACGCAACGUCUGCAAUGGUGGGUGAUCCACCUUUCAAAGGGCCACUGAGGACAUCAGAUCAUCCGAUGUUCUGGAAUGGCAUAUAUCCUAAUUUCUUUCCACAUGAGCAGGAAAGAGCAACAGAUAAGAGAAUUGAAUUAGGUUCUUCACAGGGACACCCCAACUGGGCGUGGCAAAUGCACGGUCAGGUCACGGCUACCCCAAUGACAAUGUUCUCUACUGCAGCAUCAUCAGGAUUCUCAUUUUCGGCUACUCCACCCUCUGCUGCCAUUUUUCCAUCUAAACCUCUCAACCCAGCAGCCCAUAAUCUCUUUUUUAGUCCACAUGCUACCGGUGGUUCUCAAUUCUAUCGCCCAGUGAAGCCACCACAGGCUCCACCAUAAUCCAUUGUUUUUGCACUGGGGAGGUAGAUGUUUAAAAGAAAAGAAAACAAAGGGGAAAAAAAAAAAAAAAAAGAAUAACAGCUAUGGCACUCAAAUUCAUUAUGAUUGAAAAUAUUGAUUUGAUAUUAUACUAAUUCAUGCUUUCCUGCUCA